AUGUCGACGCCGCAGCAACCUCCGACCGACUAUGCUGCCUUUGUGCUCUCCGUGAUCUCAGACGCUUCUCGACGCACUGCCGCACAACGCGAGAGGUCCCCGCCCGCGUCCCCAUUUCCAGAACCCGAUCCGGAGAAGCCUUCCGCCCCGGUGCCUCUCGACCAAGCCGCUCUACGCUACUGCCUUCACCUGUCCUCCACGUACCUCGUUUCUGAUGCGACGACGAACCCCGCCGGCGGGCUAACGAGCUGGAACAGCGGGUUCAAUCGAAUCAUAGACGUUCUGGACGCAUUGCACGCGCGGGGCGAACUUGAGCUCGAGACGGUGAAUGCCGCCAGCCGCGCUUGUUCAGAGUGUUGGACCGCCGCUGGUAAUUGGCGUACACUUGAGGGUUCUCGCGGUGCUAUCCGAGCCGUCGCUGGGCGACUCAGACGUCUGUUGGACGAGAAUGGGAAGACAUUUAAGGGAUCGAGGGUGUAUGUGCCAUGA
This is a messenger RNA of Peniophora sp. CBMAI 1063, 489 nucleotides long. Lineage: Eukaryota; Fungi; Basidiomycota; Agaricomycetes; Russulales; Peniophoraceae. The record is from the annotation of a GenBank genome assembly.